Messenger RNA from Coniophora puteana RWD-64-598 SS2, 1052 nucleotides. RefSeq lists its product as uncharacterized. NCBI's taxonomy places the organism in Eukaryota, Fungi, Basidiomycota, Agaricomycetes, Boletales, Coniophoraceae. The coding region runs from base 34 to 849 and encodes 271 amino acids. The record is from RefSeq and is a predicted model, not a curated record. The transcript has 12 exons.
GUCGAGCUCAUUUGGAAGCAGCCGAAGACAUUCAUGUCGUACCUUUUUCUCUUAAAUCGCUACCUCACGCCGUUCGGGUUCAUUGCAUCUUUCUAUGCAUACCUGUCCCCAACUUUCACCCAUUCCGUGUGUGAUCACUUCGUCAAAUACGAGAAUGCAACUAUCGUGGUUGGAGUGGACAUAGCGGGACUGAUGAUGCUCCGACGAGUAACAGCUCUGUACCAUGACCGAAUAUUGGUAGCAUUCAUCGCAGGGGUUUUGUUUGCCGUGUGGGUCUGCCUCACGGUGGUGGUUGUCUUCAAUGGCUAUGCCUCUUCGCAUACGCCCGCGGUUCAUUCGUGUACAGAGGCUAUAUGGCUUAAGCCACCAGGGAUGGCUGCGGCAAGUCUGUGGCUCGGGCUGUUAUACGAGACCACAGUGGUAUGUCUCGUCAUAUCCCGGACGCUUUCGUUCAAACCGCACAGGAAUACGAAUACAAUUACGCGUACGUUAGCAAAGGACGGUUUGAUGUAUUACCUUGUUGUAGUCACCAUAAACGUCGUAGGCUCCAUCAUGAUAUACUGUGCGCCUGCCGAGUUGAAAAACGUCUUCGGAAAGUCACAACUCCAUCUAGUGGUCACGAUGAUGUCGCGCAUCACGCUAAAUUUGCCCAAGCAGCACCGCAGAAUGACAGGCCGAGGCUCGCACCAGCCGUCACGAUGGGAGGACGCGGCGUCGCUCUUUCCACCAAUCAACGUCUCAUUGCGUCAAGGUGGUUCCAGUCCGCCGGAUGGGUCCGUGAUGGAGAUGGGGAUGCUCCUGCCAAACCGACCUUCGCGGGCUUUGAGAGCGUCUUUGGAUCCGGACUGAUAGUACAGCGCUUGUCACGUCGGCAAAGUCGGGCGAAUGGUGCUGUCUCCGCCAGCCAAUCAUUCUGUCCGUACAUCUGUACGUCAAUCACCUUCGCAUCGUGGGCGCAACCUGCUCAUUUCUUGGACGACGGAACUAUAUAUAAUCUAAUACCUAAACACCUGUGUCGUUGAACAGCCCUAAUCUAUAUCGUUGAGACCGAG